Messenger RNA from Paramecium octaurelia, 1212 nucleotides. Lineage: Eukaryota; Ciliophora; Oligohymenophorea; Peniculida; Parameciidae. The record is from the annotation of a GenBank genome assembly.
AUGAAUUAAGAGAAAGAAUGGAGUUUAGAUAGUUGGAAAAAUUAUUCGGCUGUAUAAUUGCCGAUAUAUUCAGAUGUUCAACUAUAGUAAUGAUAUUUUAGAAAUUAGUUAAGAUACUCUUCAAAAAAUAAAAAAACUUCCAGAAAUCCUAAAUUUUGAGGAUAUUAAUGCUUUUAAAAGUUAAAUGAUUAAGGUGAGUAAAGGUGAGAAAUUUGUACUGUAAUUGGGAGAUUGUGCAGAAGUGUUUGAUGAAUGUACAGAGGAACAUUGGAAAGAGAAAUUUAGCUUUUAUGAUGUAUAAAAUAAAAUAAUCAUAGCGAAUGGGUUAAAUCUUGGAUGCAAUAGUUAUUGGAAGGACUUGUGGAUAAUUUGCAAAACCAAGAUCAUAAUUAUUAGAAAAGGAUGGCACAUUAAAUUAUAGGGGUGAUUUAAUUAAUUCAUUGAGCAGAGACGAGAGAGAUCCUGAUCCCUCACGUUUAUUAUUGGGUGCACACUAUACCAAAAAGGGAAUAGAGAGUCUAAAGCAGUAUGAGGGUUAAUAAAUUUGGGUAUCACAUGAAUGUUUACAUCUUGGGUAUGAAUCAGCUUUUGUGAAAUAAAAUGAAGAUAAGUAGUAUUAUUUGUCAAAUACUCAUUUUCCAUGGAUAGGAGACAGGACAAGAUUGCAUGAUCAUGCUCAUUCAAAUUUUAUUAAGGGCAUUUAUAAUCCUGUAGGAAUUAAGGUAAUUCUUAAAAUCUAUAUAGAUUGGAUAAACAAUAAAUAAGACAGAGUUUAUUAAUGUGUUUAAGCUGAUUAAUCCAAAAAAUGAAGAUGGAAGGGCAUUUGCUAUUAUUAGAUUAGGAAAGAAUAAGUUAGAUAAGUUGAAGGAUAUCAUUGAUUGGAAAUAAGAGGAAAAAUUGAAUAUUUCAUUCUUCUUGGAUCCUAUGCAUGGAAAUAAUUAGGAUAAAAGUGGACGUAAAAUCAGAAAAAUAGAAGACAUCAUGUAUGAAAUCUAGCAAUUUUUUACCAUACUGGAACAAUAGAAUGAAGUUCCUGCAGGAUUACAUUUAGAAUGCACACCUUAUGAUGUGACUGAAUGUAUAGAAAAUGAUGAAGAUAUCAAUCCUAAAAAAUACACUACUGCCUGUGAUCCUAGAUUGAAUUUCAGACAAACUAGAAAAAUUAUUAUUUUUGUUAAUACUCUUCUUAAAAAAUUAAGGAAUAAAUAAUGA